Entrophospora candida is the source of this 2308-nucleotide messenger RNA. The record is from the annotation of a GenBank genome assembly. Lineage: Eukaryota; Fungi; Glomeromycota; Glomeromycetes; Entrophosporales; Entrophosporaceae.
AUUAGCAAAAUUAGCUCAUGGAAUUGGAAUGUUCUUAGCUUGGUGUGUUCUAUUUCCUGCUUCUAUUUUUAUUGUAAGAUAUUACAAACAUACCAAUAGUUACAUCAAAAUACAUCGAUUUGCACAAUUACUUGGUGGCAUCAGUAUUGGUAGUUUUGGUGCAGCAGCUAUGGCAACAGUUAGUAUGAAAACAAGUCAUUCAUGGCUAGGAUUGACAAUAUAUUUUUUGUUAUUUAUUGAACUUGGAUUAGGUCUAACAUCAAUUUGGGGUCAAGUGGCAAUAGUGUCAGUUAAUCAGGGAUAUCCUAGAUUUCUUAAAAGAAUUCACAGAGUUUUUGGAAUUUCCUUAUUAAUAUGUGCUUGGGUAAAUGUAUAUUUGGGAAUCAGUACAUAUUGUUUAUCUUAUGGAUUUGAAUCAUUACAUUAUAAGGUUGCAUAUCUUAUAUGGAUUACUGUAAUAAUAGCAACAUUUAUAUUUGAAGAAAAUGAAGAAGGAAAUAACAAAAAAUCCAUUAUUUCACUGCAUAUUACUAAAGAAUGUUUUGAUAAAUUACCAGAAUUUACAUGGAGAGAAGUUAAUGAACGUGUCCAAUGUGGAGCAUAUUUAGUAGUUUGUGAUGGAUUUAUUGUUAGUAUGAGAAAAUGGAUUAAGGUACACCCUGGUGGAGCAAAAAUUCUUGAACAUGUCAUUGGAACAGACAUAACAAAUGAUUUUUUUGGUUAUAAAGGUAAAGGGAUUAUUGAACGAAUUAAUAUACCAGAAAUAAAGUCUGUUCCAACUGGUAUAUCAACAUCAGUUUUAGGGCAGUAUACAGAUAUUUUACGUGAGAGAACCAAAAAAUACACAACUGAAAAAAAUUCAGUUGCACAAGUUGUUGAUGAUAUGAAUGUUAAAUAUUUUUUAAAGGCACCUUUGGCUAUACACCCACAUAGUUUAUUUGCAAUUAAGAAAAUAGCAACAAUGGUUGUAGCAAAAUUAAAAGAAACCCCAGAUGUUGUUAUUGGACCACCAAUAUCACCAAUAUCACCUGCACCAAUAUUUGGACCAACAAAUGCGGCUGAAGAAUUAAAUGAUUCAGAAAUUGCUAAACAAGAUACAGCAUUUAGAGUAAAGUUCCGUAGAUACAAAUUAACAAGCAAAGCACCUAUCAAUGGCAUGCAAUCAAGAAUUAAAGGACAAGUAGUAAUUAGAAGUUAUACACCAAUAGAAGGCAAUAUUGCUCAGAGUUUUAGUAUCUUUGUUAAAGUGUAUCCAGAUGGAUUAAUGUCACGACAUUUGAUUCAAGUGAGAGGACCAUUUGAUGUUGGAGAUAGAGAAGUUUUGCAAAUGCCAUUAUUAUCUCAGACUGUUGAUGCAAAAUCACAAUAUAAAAAAUCAGGCAUAUAUAGUCUAUCUGCAAAAAAUAUCCCAUUAUUCAUAUCUUCAUCAACAAGCUCCUUACUUAAUCCUAAUACUCAGGAUGGUCAUUGGAGAGAAUUAUACAUGAUUUGUGGUGGUACCGGAAUUACACCAAUGUUACAACUGAUAAUAUAUCAUCUGGAAUUGUGUAUGAGACGCAAUCGUUUAUCAAUGAUACAUAAUAAACAAGUAUCAAUGCAUUUGUUAUAUGGUAAUCAUAGAAUAGAAGAUAUAAUUAAUGGUGUAGAAUUAGAAGAGUAUCAAUUAAGUAGUAGGGGUAUGCUAACUAUAACAUAUGCACUAAAUAAACCAACUCAAUCUUGGACAGGGAAAGUUGGUGAAAUUAAUCAAGAAAUGGUUUCAGAUUGGUUAAGUGAGUUUGUUGUUGAUGAUAAUAAAAGCCAAAUUACUGCUGAUGAUAAUGAUAUUAAUACAAAUACAACAAAUCCACUAAUUAGUAAAAGUCCACCACACUUUUAUGAUCCUUUAUCAUAUGAUAAUAAUAAUGAUAAUCCACCACCAAUAAUACCACAUCAUACAAAACCUCAUAAACUACUACUACAACCAAUUAUAAUGAAUAAUAAUCAGAAUAUUUAUUAUAGAACAUCAAUUAAUCCUGAAAGUGCUUUAAGCCAUAAUUAUGGCCAACAUCAUAGAACACCAUUAUCAUCAUCACCACUACAACAACAAUCUCAACCAUCUGUAAUUAAUAGCAAAAAGAGUGAUGGUGAAAUUAGUGAAGCAUAUAGUGGUAAUAAUGUUACUACUGUUGAUAAUAAUAAGAAAAAACCUAAACUUAAUCCUAACAGUAAAAUAUUUGUUUGCGGACAACCUGGUAUGAUGAAUGUUGUUGAGCAAACAUUAAAAUAUACAGGUUACACUGAGGAAGAUCUUAUAUUAAUAGUAUAG